Messenger RNA from Cyprinus carpio (common carp), 1933 nucleotides. RefSeq names its product THAP domain-containing protein 1-like. The transcript has 3 exons. The record is from RefSeq and is a predicted model, not a curated record. Gene Ontology annotation, molecular function: sequence-specific DNA binding. Lineage: Eukaryota; Metazoa; Chordata; Actinopteri; Cypriniformes; Cyprinidae. Bases 472 to 1170 code for a protein of 232 amino acids.
AAAUAAUAACGAUCUUAUUUCAAACUCUAAAUGCCUUGUUGAACUCCUGGCUGUGUAUAAAGCAGGCGGACGCCAGUGGUCUGAUGUAAAUGACCGUCCGGACUGCUGCACGCGGUCACCUGAUGCCUGUUACUUUUCUCCGCGCUGCUCAGGAUCGCUCAAUCACAGUCGACCGCGAGCACCGCUCAUGCGUGUUUACAAACGACUUCAUAGCGAUUUGCCUGUGCGUGUUAGGUACUGCACUUCAUAUUUGUAAAAGAUUACAACAUUUGCAGUCCAAACGUCUGCAGGAAGGCAGAGGCCACGGUGAGAAGUGCAUGCGGUGAAUGAGCGCCGCCUGCGGGAGCGAGCCGUGGUUCUCUGCGAAACUCUCAGCGUCGAGCCUGAAGCCUGCGGCCAGCAAUGAGAAGCGCACAGAAGAGCGAGAGCGAACAUUAUUCCUGAUCAGCAGAUUUCAGAUCGCAGGGAAACAUGGUUCAGUCCUGCUCGGCGUACGGAUGCAAAAACAGAUACCACAAAGACAAAAACAUCUCCUUCCAUAAGUUUCCUCUGGCGCGGCCGGACGUCUGUGGGAGGUGGGUGGCCGCUAUGAAGAGAAGGAACUUCAAACCCACCAAGUACAGCAACAUCUGCUCUCAGCACUUCACCAGAGACUGCUUCAAACGCGAGUGCAACAACCGCGUGCUGAAGGACAACGCCGUGCCCUCGCUCUUCACCUCCAGCAAACUACAGGUGCAGGCAGCGUCUCUGGAGGAAACCUUCAGCCCAGACAUGGACUUUUCUCUGAGUCUCCCGCUGUCUGACGCUGAAGAGACGCCGGCGGUGCGUCCGUCUGAAGCAGAGCUCUGCCCGUCCACAGCGCUGCCGGAGCCCGGCCCGGACCUCCACACCAGCGCCUUCGUCUCCUGCGACCACAACUACACGGUGGAGGACACGGUGCAGCAGAAGAGACGCAUCGAGCAGCUGCAGGAACAGCUGGAGAAGCUGCGCAAGAGACUGAAGACGGUGCAGCAGAAGUGCCGGAGGCAGGAGAGGCAGCUGGAGCGCUUCCGAGCCAUGAGCGAGGUCCAGAAGCCCGGCAAGGACGCGGCGCUGGGAGAAAGCUACGUCAUCCUGCCCAAAGAGAUCUACGACGUCCUGAAAGGAAUAGAGACCAUCGGUGCGUCGUGAAGGAAGUCGAGCAACAGAGAGUCACGGUUUUAAAGUGGUUCUAGCGUCUCCUUUGGGGGAUAUACAUCAUGACUUGUGUUCUGAAUGUGUGUGAACGUAAGACGUUUCUCUUUGACUGAAGCGGGUUCAGAUGGACUUUGGUUACACAGAAUGAUCGUCUGCUUCAGAGCUGAACUAACUCAACAUGCAAUAACUGUGUGAGAGGAUUCAGGUGUGAUCAUUCGUCCGUUUGCAGCGUCUGAAUACGUCUGCUUCGGUCAGAGAAACUAAACUCUUUAGCACUUGUGAAAAUAGUUUGUGCACUUGGAUGCCAGAUGAGCCUCGGUGCACGAGAGACUGGAGCGACGCUGACUCCGUGACAAACACUUCAGUAAAUCAGGGUCUCAUUAUGAUUUGUUGAAAUGGUAGCAGAUCAGUGUUUGUUCUGUUAUUAAAUGGGUUUUUUUCUAAAUUAAACCUCUAGAGUUAAUACUGACUAGUUUAUUUUGAUUUGAUUAAUGUACUACGAUGACCAGACUUCACUAAACACAUUUUCAGUAGCCGUAGAGUCACAUAUCAAAGGGCUUUGAGCUGUUUGUUGUCGUUUUCUCACCCUUUGCUUGUUCAUUUAUUAUUUACAAAACGGUAAUAAUUGUGGAAUCAAUGUAAGCCAUAUAUGGGUAAAAAUAUAUUUUUGCUGGGAAAAACUCAUUGUUGCCUUACAGUCACAGUGCAGAUGUUCAUGUGUUUGACUGUCAAUACAACGCUCUCAUUCUUGACCUGA